This is a messenger RNA of Wasmannia auropunctata (little fire ant), 370 nucleotides long. RefSeq lists its product as uncharacterized. NCBI's taxonomy places the organism in Eukaryota, Metazoa, Arthropoda, Insecta, Hymenoptera, Formicidae. Gene Ontology annotation, molecular function: olfactory receptor activity; odorant binding. Gene Ontology annotation, biological process: detection of chemical stimulus involved in sensory perception of smell; sensory perception of smell. Bases 1 to 249 code for a protein of 82 amino acids. The transcript has 3 exons. The record is from RefSeq and is a predicted model, not a curated record. Gene Ontology annotation, cellular component: plasma membrane.
AUGUGUCUGUACUGCGUGGUCGGGGAGAUUCUCAUAGCCAAAGCCGAAGGAAUAUUUUAUGCGGCUUAUAACUAUACGUGGUACUUGAGGACGCCGACUGAAGCCAGAAAUUUGAUGCUGCUAAUGAUUCGCGCCGAAAAGCCUCUACAUAUUACUGCGGGCAGAAUGUUUCCCAUGACAUUGUCCCUAUUUUGCAGUGUAAGAUUUAAUAAAGACAUCGGCCGGUUACAUAUCCGUAUUGCUCGCUAAUCGAUAAUUUUUGAAAUCAAUCAGAAAUUCAACGAAGAUAUCACGGUCGAAUAAAAGGAGCAAACUAUUUAAAUGAACAGUGCGCAAUCUCAUCUUAUCAUAUAUAUUAUAAUAAUUAUUA